UGAUCCAUACUGUUAGUCUUACUUGACCAAAGCGAAACUGCUCCUGCUGCUUUUGUGAAAAUACAGAGCCGGCCUCUCGCUGUGGUAGUUUGAACGAGUUAGCGAUCUGUAGCAGUGUUGGACACCCCGGCGAGUCAGCAGCUCUUCCUGAAUUGCCUUGUUCAGCAGCAGAUCUACUGUUGUAGCGGGCAUUGUUUUUGAGCCUCGAUGGAUUCGAUACGGAGGAGUUCUUACCGCCUCAAGGCGCUGAGCACAGGCCAUAAGGAACUUCAACUGGUAAUCUCGGAACAGAAGUCCGCACGAGUGGAGUACAAGAAUGCCAUCAAAGUCAACAAAUCAGCAACCGAUCAGCUAUUGAAAUGGUCGCAGACAGAAGAAAGCGAAGCGCUACAGGUUUCCAUUCAGGCGUUGGCUGAGCUGAACCUAGCAUGGUGUGACGUGCAGCGAGAUCUAGCUGAUCAACUCAAGGUUGCCAACACCACAUUUGAACGUAUCCUGGAAGAGGAGAAGGAGCUGGACAAGGCCAGGAAAGCUCUUGAAAAGAGCCAGCAAAAGGAGAAAACCAUGCAGAAGGAAGUUGACCGUAUCCACAAGAAAGGAGAAGACCCGGGGUUUGCCGAGAGGAAGCUAGAACAAGCGAUGCGCUCUAAGGAGAUUGCCGAGUCUGAAGUGCAAGGACGCUAUCAGGAAACUGAGGCCAACAAGCAGAACAUGGUGCGUGAGGGGCUCGUUUGUGUCGCUCAGGCACAUCUCUCCAUGGCCAGGAAGUGCUCAACUCUUUUCGAGGCAUACGAGAGCAUCUGCCAAACUAUACCGACACGCAGUGAACGUGAUUCAGAGCCUCCACCAUUCACAGAUUCAUCCAAGGUGGCCAGUGUCUGUCAGAGUGCUAUUCGCAUGGCUGACCGUGCCCAGGUGGUGCGAUCUGCAUCGUAUGCCAUUGGUGAGGAUUUGACAGGUACAGACAAGAGACGCUCUCUUCCACCAGACGAACCUCUUCCGCCCCCACCUGGUAGCUACAUGCCACCGUCUUACGAGGAAGUCGAUGGUUUCACGCGCUCUGCACCGGGAUCUCUUCGCAUCGGCGAAUCAAGACCACGCGGCAGGAGUUCUGUGGAAGAUGACGGCUGGGCAAGUGAUGAAUUUGACGACUAAAAGUGGACAACAUCUGCUGGUUCUUCUGGAGCCAUCCCCGACAGGUUCUUUCUCAUUCUAGGGCAACGUGGUGGCCUAUUUAAAGGUUAAUGCUGCAUUGUGUGUCGCGCCGGCGUUGUGUGCGGUGGGGUCUAUGUCUUGUGUCUGGUUCAGUGUGGCGAUGACAUUCAUCUGCCGUGUCCAUGUCACCAGAUUCGAGAUUAUUCUUCCACUGGCAGCACGGGCCUGUUGUAUAUAUAGGUGGUUCCCUGAUGACUGGUGGUAGUGGCUCUAAUCCGCUGUUCCAGCUUUUGUAACUAUGAUCGGAAUCGAAUUGUUGAUUUGUUUUAUACGAUAGAGCGGCUCUCAUUGACCGCUGAUCUUGAGAUUUCAAAGCCGGAUUUUGGAGCUUUUUACACAUACAUGUAGUGCAUGGUAAUCCUCUGAUUUGCAGAUAUGUUCUGGUCUGGACAAGUACACGGUGAUUGUUGCUGGCAACACAUACCGACAGCUGUUGUAUUUGAAAAAGCACAUCCUCCAUAUUGAUAUCUGUCUAUUCUGAAUUUUUCGCCGACACAUCCGUCCACGUAUUUGGAUUCGCCGGGAGCGAAUACGUUCUUCUAUUCUGAAUUUUCUUUUUGAUACAUGUCCUCUUUCAUCCAACGCUCUGAGCAGCUGGUCUGUUCAAGUCUCGCGUAUGCCACAGCGCCGGUUUCUGUCAGUCAAGUUAGGGCGCUCGCCCAGAUUCCAGACGAGCAUGACUAUAAGUACAAGUACAGCAAACGGUCAGCUGAUCGGUCUCAUUCUCUCUGCACCUCAACUACAGUCCUCUUGCGUGUUCCCGCCACAUAUGUUAUUUGUUUGCAUUAUGAUAAUGAAUUAUUGGUUUGAAUGUCAUACUGCCUGUGUCGUUACUUUGAUACAAUGUAAACCUCAGUGACUUUCCCUGCACGGCCGGUCCUGGUGGUGCAGUGUACUUGGAUGAUGAUGUUCAAUACUCGUACUGUAUAAUAUCGUUAUGCCACUCCAA
Sycon ciliatum is the source of this 2164-nucleotide messenger RNA. RefSeq names its product tropomyosin-like. The transcript is spliced from 11 exons. Lineage: Eukaryota; Metazoa; Porifera; Calcarea; Leucosolenida; Sycettidae. The coding region runs from base 208 to 1155 and encodes 315 amino acids. The record is from RefSeq and is a predicted model, not a curated record.